ACCUAGGCGUCAAAAACCAAGUCAAGAUACUAAUGCUCAACUUAUUGAUCUACUCAAUAAACAUAGUAAUCGUGAACUUACAGACUUAGAAUUAGCGCUUCAGUGUGGCAAAGCAGUCAAAACUCAACUAAGCCGUGGACGUCAAUAUUAUCAUCAUAUGUGGUAUACUCUUCCUUGGCCAUUUGAUGAGUUCUUCCACGAAUAUGUUCCAUACAAAUGGAUUACUAAGGUACAAGUGUUUGAAAUACCUUCUAAAAAAAUGGCGACAAUGGAUCAAUCAUCUCUUCGUUCACUAGAUGCAUCAGGACAAACGCUGUCAUCAUCUACAUGUACUUUACCUUAUGUGGCAUUCUCUGAUUGUAUUGAAACGGAUUUCGGUUUUUGCUUUCGACGAAAAUUCGACUCAUCAGAUGAUAAAAUUGAAACUGCAUUUGAAGAUCAUACAAAAUUUAUUCAACAGUUAUGUCAUCGUAUACUUCAGUUGUCUUUUGACAAACCACCUUAUUAUUCAAUUGAAGAUGAUGCCUGUGGACUCGCAAUGUGGUUUUCAUUUAUAUAUGUUACAGUUGACAUGAGAAUUUAG
Molecule: messenger RNA, 583 nt
Organism: Rotaria socialis
Lineage: Eukaryota; Metazoa; Rotifera; Eurotatoria; Philodinida; Philodinidae
Source: the annotation of a GenBank genome assembly